AAGGACAUUCAAAUAUUAGUAGUUUUCAUGUUUGUCGCAGUGAAAGCAGCCAUCAUCAGAUGCAACUCUCAAGUGAAAGCUGCCACAGAAAAGUACCAGAAGAUCACUGAAGAACUUGAAGCGAAGAGUCAGACGUUGUCCGCCAAGAAGCUGCUGUGGCACUUGUUGAAGAAAUGUGACCAGCAGAUUUCCAAGCAAUGCGAGGAGCUCCUCAGUGAGAAGGCUCGCCUCCAAGAACGCCUGGCCAGGAUGAAGACGGCCUUUAAAGACGAGGAGCAAGAAUUCUUGCGGGAGAUCUCCACCUUCAACAGUGAAUUUAGUCUCUGCGGGAGCACCGAGGCGACCCGUCAACCGCACGCCGAGGUCCUCGGCCUGGACGUGGAGGAGGUGGACGCUUUGCACAAAGACUCCGCAAUGGAGGAGAUGAUCCGGAGGAACCGUCACAUGGCCGACUUGCAAAGGCAGAAGAGGAGCGUCCAGCUGGAACUGCAGGCUCUCAAAAGCAUCCACGCGGACUUGGAGCGGCAUCUGAGCGAGGCCAAAGAAAUGACGGCCACUCUGCAGGCCCGCAACCGAGCCGCCGCUCAGAAAGCAUUCACGGAUGACGCCGUCGUCACCCAGGAUGAGGAAGGAGUUGGAGAUGCACCAAGAAGGAGAUAUGGAGCUCCUGCUGGAGACCCUAAGGAUGGAAGUCCAACACCUCCAGAGCAAGGUGGACAACGGCAAGGGUAGGCAGCAGCCUUAGAAGCGGCACGUUCUCGUUCUUGUGCGUGGAAGGAAGAUAAUUAAGAGACAGGCUGACGUGUUCUGGGAAAACUAUUGAGUGGCAAACCCGUCCCCCAUGUUUUGUGUUGCU
Molecule: messenger RNA, 856 nt
Organism: Hippocampus zosterae (dwarf seahorse)
Lineage: Eukaryota; Metazoa; Chordata; Actinopteri; Syngnathiformes; Syngnathidae
Product: coiled-coil domain-containing protein 172-like
Exons: 7
Coding region: 28-732 (234 amino acids)
Cellular component (GO): cytoplasm
Source: RefSeq, a predicted model, not a curated record